GAUAGCUCAUCCGAGGGCAUUCACCUUUCAUAUCACCAUUGCCCAUUCACGGUUGCUAGGUUAAGCCAGGUUUGCCUAGCUAUAGCUAUCCAAGGUCGCAACAACUAUACUUACGAAGAUAAUGCCUAUUAUAAACCCAGUUUCGUCGAAGUUAUAGAUAUCGUCAUCUAUAAUACUAUUGUAACGGGCUUGGCCCGUAAAGGCCUCGGCAAACUCUCGGCCAAGACUCGAGAUUCGGUGGACUUCUAUCUUGUUCGAUAUCGGCGCACAGGCCAAGGAUGUGGAGGUAUAAGACGGCAGGUAUCUUGCAUAGUGUUUCACUCUUUUUCUUUUUCUCUCUCCAUUCGAGACAAACUCGUAGACUCGUCACUAGCUAGUUGCAAUAUACUCUUGGGACCGUUACAACUAUACUUAAUGUUCUGUACGAGGGCAAACCACUCAGCCAUAACUUUUAGAUCCUCGCACUUGGCCUCCUGGUAG
Molecule: messenger RNA, 480 nt
Organism: Parathielavia appendiculata
Lineage: Eukaryota; Fungi; Ascomycota; Sordariomycetes; Sordariales; Chaetomiaceae
Exons: 1
Source: RefSeq, a predicted model, not a curated record